AUGCAGCUCGAGGCCACGCUGGACCUGGCUGAGCGGCGCCGCAUCCGUUCGGCCAUCCGGGAGCUGCAGCGGCAGGAGCUGGAGCGGGACGAGGAGGCGCUGGCAUCCAAGCGCUUCCGCCCAGAGCGCGGCAGCCACAGACAGGACGACAAGGAGAACUGGCCACGGUCUCAGCACCUGGAGGAGGAGCAGCAGGCAGCCCUGGCCGCCUUGUCCCAGGAGCUCGAAACAAUCACCAGCGUGGAGGAGCUGACAAAACUGCUGCGGGCAGCAGGUGAGUAUGAGGAGCGCAAGGUGAUCCGAGCUGCCAUCCGUAAGCUGCGGGCUGAGGAGAUCGAAGCCGCGACACUGGCUGGGAAUGUGCAGAGCAGCCGGAGGGAUGGCAACGAGCCCUGUACUGUGCCUGGGGAUGCGAAAAGUAUCCAGAGGGACAAUGCUGAAACACCAGCCCUUACUGGGAGUGGGGAAAGCCUUGGUGAGGGCAGCACCAAGCCCCUGGGCACAGCCAGGAGAGGGGAGAGCAGCCGUCAGGACGAUGCAGAACUGCCGACACUGGCUAAGCUAGAGGAGAGUGGGCACAGGGGGGCUGCUGAGCAGCCCCCUGCCCAGGAGCCCGAAGUUUUGGCGGACCAUGAGCGAGAGGACAUGGUGGAGCAGGAGCAUGUCCCAGCCAGGAUGCAGGAGCUGUGCAGCCAGCAGGCGGGAGACCCCCAGAAACCCAGUGUCCAGGAAGUGGUGUCGGGGACCCUUGUGCUUCUGGAGCUGCAGCCGGCCCCAGAGCCCAAUCCGGAGCCUGAGGAUGGUGUUCAGGAGCUGGAGCAGGGCCAGCCCCAGAGGCAGCAACAGGCAGCCUGGAAGGCAGGGAGCCUGGACAGCCCAGCCAGUGCUGCAGAGCCCAGCAGGAGGCAAAGCCCUAGAGGGGAGCAGCCACCCUUGGGCCAGCCUGGUGCUGUCAGCCAGCUCCAUGUUGGGGUGCGCUGCCAGGCACUGGGGCCAGAUGGGAGACAGGGGAGGCCACCAGUGGCGCCAAUGUCCACCCAGGAUCUAGUAGGGACCCCAGCUCGCCUGAACACUCACCAGUGGGAGCAGGUGCCCUCCUCCUUGUGCCCAGCUGGCCCCACGGGUAAGAUCUCAGUGGUGCCUGCCUCUGUUCUCUGCUUCCUGCUGGUAGGAGAUUCCUGGCGGAGCCUUGGCAGACAUGGAACUCCAAAGUACCGGGACGCUGCAGGAUGCUGCUGGCCACCCACUUGCUCUUUUGCUCCCUGCCCAGUAUCCCUCCUUCCCUCCCUCCCAUCCAUGUUCGAAAGCACCUGGCCCUGGCAGGAGUGGGGAGAUGGGCGUGUGCAGCCCCUCGCUCCCCGCAUCACGGCCGCCCCCAGCAGCCAGCGGGCAGAGGUGACCCUGGGGCUGCGGAGCACCCCCAUCCGCAUCACCACCAUCCCCAGCAGUGUCAGCAGUAUCUGCAACAUCAGCAGUGUCAGCAGCAAUGUCACCAAGGACCCUUGCACCCACUUUGAGGGCACCGAGGAGCCCAGCGGCCCUGUGGCCCAUCCACCCGCUUUCUCCAGCACGUGCCAACAAUCGGCCCUGCACCUCUCCCGGACCAACAGCAGCAUGGAUCCGGAGGUGGUGGAGCAGCCCCAGGUUCUGAGGCUGGAGCCAGAGCUACCCAACGGCAUGGAGAAGGUGCAAGUGAGGGAGGUAGAGAGAAGGAGCAAGCUGAAUGUCGAGGAGCUGAGCAGGAUUGAGGAUGAGGAUGUUCUGGAUAAGAUGCUGGAUCGGACAACAGACUUUGAGGAGCGACGGCUGAUCCGAAAUGCCAUGCGGGAGCUGCGCCAGCGCAAGCGAGACCAGCGGGAGAAGGAGCGAGACCAGCGGCUGCAGGAGGCUAGGAGCCAGGCUAUGGCGGGAAGGGCUGGCCACGCCACCGAGACCACCACCACACAGAGCACUCAGUCAGCUGACGGCUCAGCACGCAGCACCGUCACCAAGACUGAGCGUCUCGUCCAGUCUAGUGAUGGCACCAAGACCUCCCGUACCACAACCAUGGAGUCGAGUUAUGUGAAGAGAUCGGACAGUGGCAACAGCACAUUUGUUCAAACCAAAUCAUCCUACAGCUCCUCGUCCAAGAAGACUGGCAGCGUCUUCGACCGUGAAGAUGAGAGUGCCUCCAGGCAGAGCAGCCUGGCUGCACUGGAGCGGCGUCAGGCAGAGAAGAAGAAGGAGCUAAUGAAGGCUCAGAGCCUGCCCAAGACCUCAACCUCACAGGCACGCAAGGCCAUGAUGGAGAAGCUGCAGAAGGAAGGCGGGAGCUCACCAAACCCCGCAGCAUCACAGACCAGUGUGCAGCGCUCCUCCAGCUUUGGCGUGCCCAAUGCCAACAGUAUCAAGCAGAUGUUGCUGGACUGGUGCAGAGCCAAGACCCGGGGCUACGAGCAUGUAGACAUCCAGAACUUCUCAUCCAGCUGGAGUGAUGGCAUGGCCUUCUGUGCCUUGGUCCACAACUUCUUCCCUGAUGCGUUUGACUACAGUAAGCUGACACCCCAGAACCGCCGCCACAACUUUGAGGUGGCCUUCUCUUCUGCAGAGAAGCACGCGGACUGUCCACAGUUGCUGGACGUGGAGGACAUGGUCCGGAUGCGCGAGCCAGAUUGGAAGACGCUGGUGGACUGCGUGCCGCUGGUGGAGGUCGAAGACAUGAUGAUCAUGGGGAAGAAGCCAGACGCCAAGUGCGUCUUCACCUACGUGCAGUCCCUCUACAACCACCUGCGUCGCCACGAGUUGCGCAUGCGGCAGAAAGAGUGCUAGAGCCUGCCCUGCCCACCCCCCUACUGUCCUUGCUGCCAGGGCUGCCAGUGGGCAGGGGAGCUGCCUGCCCCAGGAGGGUCUGGCAGGGCCACAGGUCUGGCACUGGGGACAGGGGGAACUCUGACACCCAGACAGUCCCAUGCCUCUGCCUUGCCAGAGCUGCCUCUGCCCCAGCCAGCUGCGGGCUGACCCCAUGAGCAGGGCCAGGCAGGCACUGCUGGGGAUGCUCCUGGCUUGGCUUGUCCCCUGCGCUCCAGCCUGUUAAGUUAUUUGUUCUUCAGGAAUUGUGUACCCUGCGGGCAGCACUCCUGUGUCCCUGGGUGGCACAGCUGCACCCUCAGGCCUGGGGCACAGUGUGGGUCAGUGGCUGAGCAGGACCCUGUAGCCUAGCCAGGCAUCCCACAGGCAGCACCUGUCAGUGGUUCCCUUGGCUCCCUGUGAGGAAGCCCCUCUGCCCACCGCAGGCCCUGCUUGGUGUCACCUCCCUGGGGACAGCUCCACAGCUGUGCUGACACCCUGCUUCCCACCUUCACGUGCACCUGGGGCACUUCUGCACUAGGGGCUGCAGCACCUGUGGGCUGGGGAGCGGGCAGGGGUGAGAGGUCCCAGGAGAGCACAAGGCUGAAGGAGCGAGCCAGGAUGGCAGCCCCUUCUCCCCUCUCCUGCUCAGGGCACCACGCGCUCAGCGCCGCUCGCCCCUCCGUCACGUCUCUACACCUGUAAUGACACGUGUACCAACACCAGCCAGACAAUAAAGGUUUACCUAGG
Molecule: messenger RNA, 3576 nt
Organism: Manacus vitellinus (golden-collared manakin)
Lineage: Eukaryota; Metazoa; Chordata; Aves; Passeriformes; Pipridae
Gene: SMTN
Product: smoothelin
Exons: 21
Coding region: 1-2808 (935 amino acids)
Biological process (GO): actin cytoskeleton organization
Cellular component (GO): microtubule organizing center; filamentous actin
Molecular function (GO): protein binding
Source: RefSeq, a predicted model, not a curated record